Molecule: messenger RNA, 525 nt
Organism: Culex pipiens pallens (northern house mosquito)
Lineage: Eukaryota; Metazoa; Arthropoda; Insecta; Diptera; Culicidae
Exons: 2
Coding region: 42-497 (151 amino acids)
Source: RefSeq, a predicted model, not a curated record
UUUAAAAAAGUUUUCCGAACCUUUUUUUCCCAAAAAAAUCGAUGUUUACGUACGCUCAACUAGUUGCCACCGGUGGCGUUGAAGCGAAGGAAGAGUCUGCCGACGAUUGGCCACAAAUCGAUCCACCGAUGGACCAGUGGCCUCCACUGGUGCAGCAGGACAAAAAGUGUCUUGCGAUGCGCGCAUUCACCUCGCGACACAACAACGCUGAAGCUAGACGCGUAAUGCUGCGAUGGACCAACUGCAUGCUACUUCCGGCCUCCGAAGUCAGCCGACAGCUCGACGCGACACAACAAUGCUGGACGACUUGCGGGGUGAAUCGAACUAAGCAUCUGCGCAGUGGAGGAGCUCUAUCGCUGGAUUUUUCGCGCUACUUCCGGCCUCCGGAGUCAACCGAUAGCUCGACGCGACACAACAACGCUGGACGACUUGCGGGGGUGGAUCGAACUAAGCAUCUGCGCAGCGGAGUGUGUUUAGAUGACGGUAGUGAUGAUUAAAAUUAAAGAUUAAUAAAAUCUGAAAGAA